Caenorhabditis briggsae is the source of this 3117-nucleotide messenger RNA. It is a transcript of the gene Cbr-ani-2, whose product is annotated as Protein CBR-ANI-2. The record is from RefSeq and is a predicted model, not a curated record. NCBI's taxonomy places the organism in Eukaryota, Metazoa, Nematoda, Chromadorea, Rhabditida, Rhabditidae. Gene Ontology annotation, biological process: mitotic cytokinesis; actomyosin contractile ring assembly; septin ring organization. Bases 1 to 3117 code for a protein of 1038 amino acids. Gene Ontology annotation, cellular component: actomyosin contractile ring. The transcript has 9 exons.
AUGUAUGAACGAGAAAAUUUCGGUCAAUCGCAACCGCCGUUGCUGAAAUCGCCACCUCCGAUGGCGUCACCAAUGGAUUCGAACAGAUCUUAUCGCUGGACAUCGAUGACUGCUGCCAACAGCUCAAAAUUGUCUGAGACGCCAGUGAAAGGAACGCAGAAAAAACCGGAUACUAGUUGGUGGUCGCCGUCUCGUGGUGAUACAUGGCGUUUGAAUGCACCUCGCGGAAGAACUCUGGACCUUGUGGCAGCAUUUGAUCAGUGUGCUCGCCAAGAACAACUCGAAGCUCCUAAAUAUGUGAACGUUAGCAGAUACCGCAGAAAUAGUGAGCCGAUGCACGAAAAUGAAGAGAAAGAGAUUGUGGCUACAAACUUUAUUGAUGAUUCAAUGAUAGAUGAUCAUGAAGAAUACGAGGAACACGAUAUCGAACUUGACAUGGACUAUUACGAAGUUCCUGUCGUUAAACACUACCGAUCAAAUCAUAAAAUUCAUCGUUUGGAAAAAGAGAAGCACGGAGACCCUAUGCAUGUUUCCAUUGGUCAAGGCAGUCGUGAUCAAAGUGUGUCAUCUUCCCGAACUCGCACCUCUGUUGAACACAUGGGCAGUGACGGAUGUGGCGAUUCCAAGCAGAAUUGUGUCACUGUUGCCGGGUUCAUCACUUCUACUCCACAAGUAGUGAAAACCAGUUCAGAGUUAGAUUUUCUCAUUCAAACUGAACCAAUAAUUCCAGAAGAUUAUUCGAAGUACUUCGGUAAUGAAGAAUCGAUACGGACCUCACCUAAAAGUCGUCGUGAUCGUAGGGAACGUCGAGGAACUCAAACAAUAGUUCCUCCAUCGUUCGAUUCGCCAGCUUCUCAAAGGAAACCAAAAUCAGUGAUUUCUCCAGCAGCACCAGAAGUUUCCAGAGUAGAUAUUCGCUCUCCGCUUGUCAAAUCGAUUGCCAGUGAGUUCGAGAAGGCUGACUUUGGGUUUCAUCGUAAAAUCGAUGCAGCUCAGGAGAUAUCGGAUUUGCGAAAGCAGGCAGGAAUUGACGAAAAUCAGAAUGUUCUUGCUGAAUCGUCAGUUGAGGAUACCAGUAACCAGUCUGUUCCGAGAAUCAGCUAUCUUGAAAUGCGUCCUUCUAUUCAAAUGGGUGUCAGCGGAUACAAACUGAAAAAUCGAGAAAAUACAACUACAACAGCUGAUAACGAAGAAGACAUGUACUCUCUCCCGGUUAAACAACAUUACAAAAAACUAGAGAAGACCGGAAUGGAUCAAACCGACGAGAAACAAGUUUCGACCCCGAGAAGCAGAUCCAUCCGUCAAAGUCUCCCGUUUUCUGAUAUUCCUGAAGAACGUACAUGUGAUAGGAUCGAUGAAAUGUUUGACUUUGUGGAAGUUCCAACCGGAGAUUUUGAUGACAAGACUCUGGAACGUACAUGCGAGGGUUAUACUGAAAUCAGAACACAGAUGAGUCCGAUGAAAGCACGCGUUAAUCCAUCAGACAUGUCAGCUAACACAUAUCAAGAGAUCGAGUUUGAAAAAGAUGUAGGCUACUGGGAAGAGUUUUUAAAAAUUCAAUAUGAGAUUACCCCGUAUGUACAGCAAUCCGAAGGAGAUGGUACUGGUUUCAGUGGUGCCUCAUCCAGUGGGCCACAAUUCACUCGUUCCCCUACUCUUGUCACUCCACAUGCUGGUCAAUCGGUCACUGAAUAUCGGGUUUCUGAGAAAGAAGGUUGUGCUAAAACUGAGAAGAUCGUAGUUCAGAAGAUGCUACAACCGGCAGCUCUUGCUACCUCCACUCCGAAAGGAACGUUUGCAUACAGAAACAGAAAUCAGUCGAGUGUUCCAGAAGAUUCGUUUGUCAGUUCCAUUAGUAAUUUUUCGGCAGCUGACAAGAUGAACGAUUCGAGACGACAAAUAUCGAAAUUGAUAGAGACUAUCGAGAAGACCCGAAAGCAUAUCCAACUUGCUGAGAUUUCGUUAAUUGAUGCUAAGAAGGCACGGAUGGUUGUUCAAGAACUGGCUUCUCAGCGUGUGUUGCUCAUAUGUCGCGAGCGCCUAAAACUGCAAUUAGAUGAAGUUCGCCGUCUCCAAGCUCUCUCUGUUGUUCGUCACCCACCGCCACCGAUCAACAGACAUUUCAAGUCAGCAAUGGUUAUUUCAAAUAUCGCCAUUAACUUGAACAAGAAUUUCAAUUCUCGUAAGUCUUUUUUAGAAUCUUUUAGGUUGCAAAAUUUUUCAUUUCUAGGUGGAUCGUUUGCUUUUAUUGUGGCUUUGAAGUGUCGUACAGAAAUCGAGGCUACUGGUGUUGUGACUCUCCUCGCUCACUAUCAGACGCGUCUGCACCAGAUCCAUUUUGGAGAGCAUAUGCAUUUCUCCAAUCUUCCUGUGGAUUUUGUGAUCUCUAUGGAAGUGUACAUGAUGCGUGUGCCUGAAUACAAAGCUCCGGAGAAGACAUGCGCUGCAGUAUUAGCAGCGAAGUUCCGUAGUCUUCUGGUUCCGAAUUCCGCACAACGGCGUUCCAGAAAUACAACGAGUGUGUCAGCAAAUCGAACUGUUUACUCCUUACCUGGAUAUCAAGCGCCGGAAUGCGAGUUCAAGUUUUGUGGGAAGCUAACUUUGGAUCGUGACUCGGCUGGUGACAGACAGUUCUAUUUGGACGAUGUCACAUAUCCACUGGAAGGAACGGUCAAACUUGUAUCCCACUGCUCUUCUCUCCCGGAAGCUAUCGAUGUCGAGUAUCGCGGAUUUUUAUACUUGUUCGACGAACGAUCUCCAAAUGGUGAUGUAGCAUGGGAAAGAUAUUGGGCGAUGCUUCAUCGUGGUGUCAUCUUUUUCUGGAAAAAUCCAAUUGACGAGAAGAAUGAAAAGGUGCCGCUUUCCCAGAUCGAUCUCACAAAAUGCACGAAUCAAUCAAUCGAGGAAACAAGAAAUGAACGAGCACAUGAAUUCCAUAUUGAGCUUCUAAUCGAUCAAACUCCAAGCCUUCUUGAGAAGAGAAGGUAUAUUUCCAGUUCCUGUGAAUUACAUAACAAUCAUUUCUUUUUCAGAGUUGUGCUUGCUGCCGAAUCAACUGAUCAUCUGUCUUCAUGGCUGAACGCUAUCAACGACACGCUGUAUGUAUUACGCUCGUGA